Molecule: messenger RNA, 1206 nt
Organism: Cannabis sativa
Lineage: Eukaryota; Viridiplantae; Streptophyta; Magnoliopsida; Rosales; Cannabaceae
Exons: 1
Coding region: 1-1206 (401 amino acids)
Source: RefSeq, a predicted model, not a curated record
AUGGCGUCAAGCAGUAAGCAGGGUGAUGAUUUGGUGGACAGGUAUGAACAGAUUCAAUUAGAGGAGGAAGAAGAGGGUGUUCUCAUAACAGGUGAGAAUGAAGAAGAAGAGCAAGCUUUUGAUGAUAGAUGGUGUUUAGUGGGAAAGUUUCUCACUGGAAGAACUAUUGAUUUUGAUGCAAUGAGACACAUGAUGGCUUCUCUUUGGCAACCGGGAAGAGGUGUGUACAUCAAGGAAUUGGAUACCAAUCGAUAUCUUUUUCAGUUCUACCAUGAAAUCGAUAUCCAGGCUGUUAUUGACGGAAGUCCAUGGACCUUCAAUCGUAUCCAAUUGGUCUUUCAUAGGUUGAAGAGGGGGGAAGACCCUCGAUUGAUUCGUCUGCAUAAAUUGGAUAUGUGGAUCCAAUUGCAUGAUUUGAAGUAUGGAUUCAUGUCUGAUUGGGUUGUGAAACAUGUUGGUAAUUAUAUUGGCACGUACGUGAAGUCUGACCCGAAGAAUUUUGUCGGAAUAUGGCGGGAUUACCUCAGAGUUCGAGUCACUAUUGACAUAGAGAAACCUUUGAAGAGGCGCAAGAAACUGAUCAAGCCAAAUGGGGAUCGGAUUUGGACUACAUUCAAAUAUGAACACGCUCCUAUGUUUUGUUUCAUAUGUGGCCUUAUUGGUCACUCUGAAAAAUUUUGUCCAAAGAGAUUUGAAGAACACUAUGAUGACUCGAUUCGUAUGUAUGGAGAGUGGAUGAAAGCGCCUACUCGAAAAAAGAACUAUUUGAUAGGAGCCCAGUGGCUGCGUACAGGGCGUGAGGAGGAGGAAGGAGUUGCUGAUGGUGGUGAUCGGAGCCGGAGCAGGCGGGUGGAGGGGAUAAUUAAUGAUUCGGCUGUAAUUGGGAUUGAUAGAGAAAAUUAUGGAGGAGAUCAUGGGAUGCGUAUGGAUACAGCGCAUAGAAAUCGGCAGAGUGAGAAAUUUGUGGAAGUUAAUGCUAAGGAGAGUAAUGACCAAGAUUCUCAUGAGGAGGUAAGGGUAAUCAGUCAAUCUGAAAAGGAAACUAUGUUAAUUUUGGAAACAAAAAGGAGACGUACAGAGAAUGUUGAGCAGAGGACAUCACGUAUGAUUGAUGAUACUAUGGUAGAUAAUGUUGAUGAAGUCAACUAUAGCCAAAAAAACGAAGAGCAGGUGGGCCUUGGUGUUCAGGCCCACCAAUCAUCAUGA